Messenger RNA from Siniperca chuatsi (mandarin fish), 4894 nucleotides. Its product is annotated as synaptic vesicle membrane protein VAT-1 homolog. The transcript has 6 exons. The record is from RefSeq and is a predicted model, not a curated record. The coding region runs from base 534 to 1817 and encodes 427 amino acids. Gene Ontology annotation, molecular function: oxidoreductase activity. Lineage: Eukaryota; Metazoa; Chordata; Actinopteri; Centrarchiformes; Sinipercidae.
UUUCUUGAGUCAGGAUGACCUCUAUUGACGACCGGUUUGUGAUUAUCAAAAUUAAUAAUGCGUGGUUUCAUUAAUCAAAUCUUAUUAUAGAUGUCAUUGGGUUUUUUUCGGGUUUCAUUUAAUUGGUGAGAUGUCUUUAUAAGCCCAUUUUAUUUAAUUUUUAUUUUCUUUAUGUCACCAGCACAAUCCUUUUAAAGAAUUGUACUAUUUUUUGUGUGACAAAACUAUCUAUACUAUGUCUUCAUUUUUAAAAUGUAUUAAAUCUAAUUGAAGUAUUUUAUUGUGAAAAUCCAUACCGGAACUAAAGCUUUAAAUGCGUCAGUCUUGACGUUGGUCACUUGUUGAGCGGAGCGCACAGACAGGAAACCACGCAGCAAUAAUCUCAUUUUACAAAGGAUACGGCUGUCUUCAGUGAGGGACAUCUCUUGUAUGACCAGAAAUAUUUGUUUAUGUUUUUUUAAAGAGACGCCCAAACAGGCUGAAGUACUAAUUUGGCUGAAAACCUAGACAGGCGCACAUCACAAGUGGUUAUCAUGUCUGGCGAAGAGGCUGCAACUCAGCAACAACAACCUGAGCAGGAGAAGAAGCCCGACGACCCUCCGCCGGCUGCCUCAGAUGCACCGCAGGAGUCCGGGAGCAGCCCUGCAGCAGCCGGGGAGAAGCCUCUCUCCUUCCGCGCUCUGGUCCUGACGGGCCACGGGGGCUACGACAAAGUCAAGCUGCAGGUGAAGACGCAGAGCGAGCCGCGGCUGAAGGCGGGAGAGGUCCAGGUGCGCGUCAAGGCGUGCGGGCUGAACUUCGCCGAGCUGCUGGGCAGACAGGGGCUGUACGAGCUGCUGCCCGCCCCGCCUGUCACGAUGGGAAUGGAGGGCUCCGGGAUCAUUGAAGCAGUCGGGGAGGAUGUGAAGGACAGGAAAGUGGGGGAUCGUGUCAUUGUGAUGAGCCGCAAUGGCAUGUGGCAGGAAGUGGUUGUUGUGUCUGCUAACCACACCUUCCCCAUGCCCGAGCAGAUGAGCUUUGAAGAAGGUGCUGCUCUUCCCGUUAACUAUCUGACCGCUUACAUGAUGCUGUUUGAGAUGGCCAAUGUGAGGCCGGGCAAGAGUGUUCUUAUCCACAUGGCAGCAGGUGGUGUUGGUGUCGCUGCUACCCAGCUGUGUCAGACUGUGCAGGAUGUGACUGUUUUUGGCACGGCAUCAGCCUCCAAACACGAGACCAUUGCCCAAGGCGGGGUAACUCACCCCAUCGACUACCGCACCAAAGACUACGUGGAAGAAAUUCGCAAAAUCAGCCCAACGGGAGUGGACAUCGUCCUCGACCCACUUGGGGGUUCAGACACCCAAAAAGGCUUUAGUUUGUUGAAACCUUUGGGCACGCUUAUAGUCUUUGGUGCAGCCAAUUGUGUGACAGGCCAGAAGAAGAACCUGUUGGCCAUGGCAAAGACCUGGUACAACCAGCUCUCCCUCACCACGCUGAAACUGAUGCAGGCCAACAAGGCCAUCUGCGGCUUCCACCUGGGCUACAUCACUGAUGAGCAGCUCCUGAGCAGGACUAUGUUCAAGCUGCUGGAGCUCUAUACGCAGGGAAAGAUCAAGCCCCGCAUUGACUCAUGCCAUCACUUUGAGGAGGUGGCGGAUGCCAUGAAGCGCAUGCACGAACGCCAAAACAUCGGGAAAGUCAUCCUUCUUCCUGAAACUAAGAAGGAGGAAGAGAAGCCAAAAUCCGACCCUGAGCCGGUAGAAAAUGUGGAAAAAACUGAAGCAGCCAUCAACGAGGAGAAAGAAGAAGCCACAGAGAAUGUUAAAGCAGAGAAAGAUUGAGUAAGAGUGUUUAUUUGAAUGAUAUUUUCAAGCACUUCCUCAAAGAGUUCCCUAAUGUUAAAUUGUCAAAAAAAGGAAAGAAAAGAGAAGAAAAGCAGGAUGCCAUGAAUUCUUUGACUUUGCCACUAUUUUCAAAUGUUUAUGAAGAUUGUGUUGUGCAAUAUGUCUAUAGUGUAGUGUCUAUGUUGGGGUUGUGUUUCAAAUAAAAAUUAACUGUAUUCUGUCACAUGACAUGAGAAAUAAUGUAUUCUGAUUACAGAUGGUUGUUAAAAAUGACAACAGGAAGGGGUGUUUUAUGGUCCCCAUGACAACAGCUCAACAGCAGCUCUAACAUAAUAUUUGUAAUAACAACAAACCAGAGCCGCUAUGUAUGAAACGAGGAAAUGGUCCUAUACUUUGACUGAGGACUGAGAAGCUUUGUAUAAAAAAGCUAAAAGUUAUGCAUCACAUCGGUCGUCACACCUUGUCAUGAUUAAGAUUACCCAUCAUGCAUUGUAGCCAACAUUAUACUGUAUAUACUUCAUUAUAUUGCAGCAUGCAAACGGGAAAGGUGAUAUAAGAAAUUUCCCCUACAGAUAUUUGGGAUAUUAUUCAUAAAAAUCUUAAAUAGUUAAAAAAGGAUAUAAUAACCAUUUUAAGUGAGAACCAUCUGUGGAGGUGCUAUAAAACGUUUGUAUUUAAUUCAGUGAUAAACUGUUUUUCCAAAACAAAGAAGGCAAAGGUCGACCUAAAAAUUAAGGAAUUCCAUAAGAAGAUUACUGGCAAGUUUGCAUAUUAAGAAUCAUUUUGAUUUGUACUUUCUUUGUUUUGUUAUUCAAAAUUCUUAUAUUUCAUAGCUCUCCUACUUAAUUUGCUGAUGCAAGGCAAUUAAGAAUAAUAAUUGUAAGAAUAAGAUCAUAAUAAUUUGUAUAAUUUGAAUGCAUUUAAGAUAAAAAAAAUUACUCUGAGCUGCUCCAUAUACCCCAGUUUUGUCUUCAUAAAAUGCAUCAGAAAAAGAUUUGUCUGCAUACUAACCUGAAAUACAUUUCCCAGAACUUUGUGCUUUUUCAGAUCAGGCAUCAUACCUCAAAUCUGGCAAAGUAAUUUGAAUGUAAUCAGAAUACAUUACUGAACUUUGGUGAUUCCAUAAAUCCCGUUACAGAUUAUUAAUCGACCUACCCAAACCUGUUUUACCAGUAAAUAUUAGUGUAACACUUGUUAGGAAUUACUGAUCAUUUGUCUACUUUCAUGCAUUAUGAUGCACUACUUAAGUGUAAUGAUGAGACAAAUGUGUGUUUCCACAUCCUCUCCUCUUUGAUGAAUGUUGUUAGACAGUUAUCGCUCUUUGGAAAGCCCAGGUCAGUAUUGUAUUCUAGUUUUAAAUUGUUGUAUUUUUCUUGCAUAUUUGUGCCAAAUUUAAAGCCAACUUUCACCACUGCUGUCAAGCCAACUGUGAAUAACAAUUAGCGGGACUUCCCUGCCUUGGCAGUCACUCGUGGGUUUUCUUCCAAACAAUGUCAUGCUGAACUUGUUUGGCAAGCCAUGUGAAGGAAGGUUUUCCACCUCAAUUUCUGUCCUGUGAUUUAGCUGCUUUCUUAAUUCCCACAUUGCCUCUUCAAAAUCAAAGUGAUUAGUGCCAAGUUUACAGAGCAACAGUACAGCAUGUGUUACUUCGUGAUUCCUUUUAUAUAUACAAGGAGCAGCUUAAAAUGUUAUGAAGAAAAACUGGGAUGAUGCUUCGCUUUUAUGCACUUUGUACUCCUGUGAGGUAUAGUGAUGGAUUAUGAAGCUUCCAUUUUCUUCACAGUAAUCAUGUUUAUGUUUUGUUUUAUUGCUUGCAUAUCUGUUUCUUUGACUAGAUGACCUUAAAUAGUGGAGUGUGGGCUCAGUAAUUCAGAUGUUUUGUCCAGCUGUGGGUGUAAUACAAUGCUGCGACAGGGGAAAGUUUUCCCUCCACCAGACCACAUUCCUCUCCCCACCACGUCAGUCCUGCUUUCUGUCUCUCUGGAGCUGAACUCUCUCAAACUCUCGCCCUCUCCAGCAUACAUUGAAAAGCACUUGUAACAAAGUUUCACAGAUAAUGCUUAGAUUAGUGACUUUUUUUUUUCCUUUUGGCCCCUUGGACAACUAUUGUUAAAUUUGGCCAGGUUUCCAUCUCCUAGUAUGAAGUAAGAUCUGAUGUGGAUUUAGAGGAGGAACUGGAGUCGUCUUAUUUUGAUUAUAUGAAGUUCAUCUUGUUACAAAACUCCCAGUGUGAGAGUUUUUAUUCUUUUGGUGUGUUGCUCUACUUAUUCAUGGACCCACAAUCCCGAUGUUUGCCUGCAUGGUAGAUGGAAAUGUUACCAACCUAGAGUUACAAUUUAACUAUACUGAGCCAAAUGAUAGAGGGGUUUAACUAAUCAGCAUGUUGACAAGUGAGCAGUUUGUUCUCCAGAUUUUAGAGAGCAAUUGGUGAAGAUAAAACAUAUAAAAACACAAUGGAGCCUGCUAAUUCCUCUUUGCAAAUGUUUCUGUAAUGCAAAACGAUUUGGCAUAUUAACAUGUCUUAUUGCCAGGGAAUAAAGUAAAACUACGUUGUGCUUAACCUUAAAAAAUUGAGAAAAGUGUCAAGUUUCCCAUAAUGAUAUGACAACAAUAUACAUAAACUGAUACAGUAUUCGUGCAGCGAGGGACAUCUAGUGGUCAGUGAAAAUUUUCAAUCCAUGGAGUAAAAAGAAAAUAUUAUGCCAUGGUAACGCCAUUCAAAACAAUCACAACCUACAUAUUCUGCUUAGUUGUAAAAUUCUAAAACAUUAUUAUAGCUGUUAAAAUACAUUUAUAGUAACCAAUUGUUAUAAUGACCUGAGCUGAUUCAAGCACACUCUAUUGCUCAUUCAUGCUAAACAUAUAUACAUUAAGCAUUGCAUUUAAUUUGCAACAUGAUACAUACGAUUAUGACCAUUCAAUGUGAUGUUGCUCAAAGAUUUGAUGUGUUAUUGCGUUCUUGAUUUUGAUGGAACGACGCUGCCUUAUUCUUUUUCAUUUUUAGACACACUUUAUGCACUCUUCUGUGUUCAUAUGGCACUAACCUGUCUGUAUUAUUAAAGUAUUAUCACAUA